Molecule: messenger RNA, 1571 nt
Organism: Macroventuria anomochaeta
Lineage: Eukaryota; Fungi; Ascomycota; Dothideomycetes; Pleosporales; Didymellaceae
Exons: 2
Coding region: 175-1443 (422 amino acids)
Source: RefSeq, a predicted model, not a curated record
UCCCCCCUCCACACUCCUCUUGACACUCUGCUGCGCAGGUCUUGAACGAGUCUGCAUGUCUGUGACAGCCUUUACGACUCCAUACCAGCUGUGCUGUUGAUAUAUUAAUCUUAAUUUUCUACCUCUAGUCUUUCAGCCUUGUUUCUCGGAGCCUCUCAUCAUCAAAUCAUCAUCAUGAAGACAUCCAAGUCCCCUCUGUGCUUGGCCUUCCUACUGAUCAAUGCUGUUGUCGCGGAAGCUGGAGUUGAUCUCCACAGUAGUAAUGUCGGGCAAGAAGUCAGCGGAAGGAAGAUUGAGAAUCUCAUCUCUGGGGUUGAUAGGUCAACAAACAGUGUUGCGGAACUGGAUAUAUCUGCCAUCAACGACGUUCGACGUAGCGCCAACGCCAACACACUGGAUAACGCCGACCUCGUUAACAAGAUCGCUCAACUGGAUAUUGGUUCUCUCCUCAAUGCCGGCGCACAGGGACAGGGCGCUAGCCAGGGUCAGAGUCAAGGACAGAGCCAACAGCAAGGUCAGGGUCAAGCGCAACCUCAGGGUCAAAGUCAGGGACUGAAGCCCGUGGGCCCCAGCGAUAUCAACACCAGCAACGUUGGCGCCGAUCUUGCGAACCAGGUCGCUGCAGGGAACAGACCUACUGUCGGCACAGGAGACAUCAAUACAAGUAACGUCGGUGCAGAUCUCGCAAACCAAGUCGCUGGAUUUGGUACCACACCUGCCGCACAAGGCCAAGCUCCUGACCAAGCGCCAGGUGCCGGACAAGCACAGCCUGCUCCACAAGCCCAAGCCGCUAAAGCUCCUCGACCAGCUGCAGAGUCCCAGCCUGUAGCUGAGGCUCGCCCCUCGACUGGAGCACAAGCAGCUGCAGAAGCUCAACCAAGCCGACAAGGCCAGAGCCAGGGAACGAGGCCUGCAGGACCGAGCGACAUCACCACCAGCAACAUUGCUGGUGAUCUUGCAAAUCAGCUUGCUCCUGGAUCGGGCGUCAAUGGCCAGCGUCCAGCGAGCAACGAUGUUGCAGGGGAUCUUGCGAACCAGAUCGCUGGAGGAGGUGUUGCUCCAAUCGGACAGGGCCAAUCGAGCCCUCAAGGCCAGGGCCAGGUAGCUGCUGCACAGAGUGGUGGUGCUGGCGCGGCAAUCAUCGAAGUCAAGUCGACUAUCCUCCAGGAGGCUAACGGCCAGCAGAUAGCGACAGCCGUUAUUGAGCAGCAGAGACAAGGACAGCAACCCGCAGCAGCGCCAGCACCGACCGAAGCGCCCGCAAUAACAACUCCUCAGGCUCUGGCUGCUCCUGCAGAAGCCAAACCUACUGAAGCACCAGCAGCAAUGCCUGUCUCGGCCGAGCCUCAAAGCAAAUCGACAGCUGUUGAGGCAGCGGCGAAACCCGAGACCCAGCCAACUCAACCUCCUGCGGAGGGCAUGAGCGCGAUGGUAGGUAAAUGACUGCCAAAUAGUUUACUUGUGCUAAUAUGAGACACAGACCUCCGCGCCAGCUGCUCCUGGCACAAUCACUGAAGUUGCUGAAGGUGGUAAACCCACUGCAUCGGCAGGAGAGGCUCUCAAACCAGCGG